Molecule: messenger RNA, 975 nt
Organism: Rhizoctonia solani
Lineage: Eukaryota; Fungi; Basidiomycota; Agaricomycetes; Cantharellales; Ceratobasidiaceae
Product: ribosomal L5P family C-terminus
Exons: 10
Coding region: 1-975 (324 amino acids)
Biological process (GO): translation
Cellular component (GO): cytosolic large ribosomal subunit; ribosome
Molecular function (GO): structural constituent of ribosome; RNA binding
Source: RefSeq, a predicted model, not a curated record
AUGUCAAAUCGAUCCUCAAACGUUGCAAUUCAAGCGACCGAUGACUCGCAAAUCACGCCAAGCACAGCCGGCCAGGCGAUAAUCAGUUCAUCUAUGCAAUGGAUAUCAGCCUCAUUCGGUGAGAUACCUUACGGGAAACAUCCAGUACAUGGGGGGCAUGAGAACACUUCACCUCAUCUCUACCAUGCGAUAGCACGCAUAGGAAACACGUUUAUCCCCGGAAAAACGAGUCCUGAUUUAGGCGGGGCACUAGUGACAUACGGAGGAGAGGAGUACUUCUUUGAUUCGGAUUAUUACGUCUUCACGUGUUGCUGUCAACGAGAGUUUGGGGCUGCACGCGACCUGGGCAGAUUCCAUAAUCAAGCCACGAAGUCCGAAAUUGUAUCCGGCUCGUCAUCAACGACGGCUUUGCACACCCUCAAGACCCCUCCGACAGACAACAAAAUGGCCGACACAAAGACCGCCCCCCAGAACCCCAUGAAGGAGUUGAGGAUUGACAAACUCGUCAUCAACAUCUCCGUUGGCGAGUCUGGUGAUCGUUUGACCCGUGCCUCCAAGGUGCUCGAACAGCUCACCGGUCAAACACCCGUAACAUCCAAGGCACGCUACACUGUUCGUACGUUCGGUAUCCGCCGUAACGAAAAGAUCGCCGUGCACGUCACGAUCCGUGGCCCCAAAGCCGAGGAAAUCCUCGAGCGUGGGCUCAAGGUCAAGGAGUACGAACUCCGCCGCCGCAACUUCUCCGAGACUGGCAACUUUGGGUUCGGUAUCCAGGAACACAUCGAUCUUGGUGCUCGCUACGACCCCGCAAUCGGUAUUUUCGGAAUGGACUUUUACGUCGUUAUGGGUCGUCCCGGUGCCCGUGUGGCGAGGAGGAAGCAAAAGACGGGUACUAUUGGGUUCACUCACCGUGUCAAGAAGGAGGACACAAUGUCGUGGUUCAAGCAACGCUUCGACGGCAUCAUCUUGAAAUAA